ACCGGGCCCUGCAGGUCUUGUGGCGCAUGCUGUGAGCGCUACCAGGCGGCCAGCCUGCUCUAUGGGUUUGGCGCGAACGUAGGAAACAAACUCGCACUUCUCUCCCGCCAUAAUGAGGCUGUCAGCGUACUCCGUGCUCUCAACGAUAGAGGCAUGGAUCACGGGCUACAAGUCGGAGCACCUGCAACUUGGGCUGCAGCAGGGCAUUUGCCAAGCCAUUGCGUUGAUGCCAGUGCUCAUCAACCAAUUCUUCGUGGCCGUAGAUCGUGGCGGGUCGGCACUGUUCAUCGCCGUGACGGUGGCCGUGGUGCUGGAGCCCAGCACGGGCGAUGCAUUCCGCAAGCUCAUGCUGCGCCUGAUGGCAGCAGGCGUGUCUGGCGGCAUCUCGCUGCUCGUCCUUUAUAUCGCCGUGGGAGACAACUUCUACGACUAUGAUACAUACUACCGCGAGCUGGCCGCCUGGAUUGUGCCCAGUGUGGCCAUCUUCAGCUUUGUGUAUGCCACCAACCAGCAGCGCUACUUGCACCAGCGCGAGUUCUGGAGCGUAGCGCUGCUCACGCUGCCCAUCGUCAUUGUGCCGGCUGUGAGGGCCCCCGCCGACACCUUUUACAGCGGGGCCGCCUUCCGCAUGCUGGAUGUGGUCCUGGGCAUCGGGCUGGCGGCAGUGGUGUCCUUCUUUGUGUUCCCUGUGCGGGCCCGCUCCCUGCUGCAAAAGAAGAUGGCCAGCACGCUGAUCCGCGUGGGCGACCUGGCGGUGUGGCUGCUGGGCCAGGCAUGCGUGCCGCCCGCGCCCGGCACCGGCGGCUCCAUGCCCGGCAGGAGCGCCACGGACAAGCAGUGCCUGUAUACGGACGACGGGCUGCGGGCGCGGCUGGCGCCGCUGAUGCAGACCACCAACAGGCUGGCAGACGACAUCAGCUCCAUGUGGAAGCUGCUGGAGGCGGCCAACGCGGAGUUCCGCUUCCUGCCGCCGCACCGUUUCCCCACAGAGCAGUACAGGAACCUGCUGCACAGCUGCCACGUCAGCAUGGGCAUCUUCUACACCCUCAUCAACGCCAUGCAGUGCGGCGACGUGUCGCUGGCCACAGCGCAGCACCAUAUCGGAAACUUGUCUGAGGCGGGGGUGCGCCUGUCGGCAGGCUUCACCGCGCUGGGCAGCAUGAUCCGGCCACCCAAGGCGAAGAAGGGCGCCAAGAAGGGGUGGAAGAGGUGGGGCAAGAAGCGGAAGGCGGCGGCAGCGGGGGAGGCGGCGGGAGGCGCGGCCGCGGCGGCGGCGAGCGGAGGAGCGGCGACAGCUCAGCCUCAGCAGCAGCAGCAGCACAGGGGUGGCUGCAUGCGGCCGCAGUCGUCGCUGGCGGCGCCGCUGGUAGGGGACGUGGAGGCGGCAGCAGGGGCAGCAGCAGAUGCGGCAGACGCGGCAGACGAUCCGUUUGCUGAGAUGGAAGCAGAGGGCUCAGAUGGCGCCCUCUCUCCGCCGCCCGUGGUGGGCCUGUCUGACAGCCAGCUGCUGUCGGCGCAGCAGAUGGCGCGGCACCUGUCCCAAGUCAUGGUGCUGCACUCCUCUGGGGAGGCCUCGGGCGGCGGCGGCGGCAGCAGCAGCGUGCACGGCAGCAGGCACGGCGGGGAGCCGCUGUCGCCGCUGGAGGAAUCCAGCUUGGAGCGGCGCCACGACGACGGCGAGGCCGGUGGCGACGGCAACGGCGUGGCGGUGGCGGCCCCGGCGGCGGACGGCGCCAACAAGCCCAGCUUGGGCGCCAGCACCCUGGCGGGCGCGGGCACCACCAGCGGGGAGCGGCGCGACUGGGUGCUGGCCAAGCUGCAGGCGCUGGUGGAUGCGGUGCAGCAGCUGGAGGCGGCCUCGCUGCGGGAGAGGGAGGAGCACCAGAUUGCCGGCCUGCACUCCUUCCUGCUGCUGACGCACGCGGUCGUCAACCUCACGCGCCAGUGCGGCGCCUGCUUCACCGCACUGGACCCUGAGCGGGGUUCCGCGCUGCACCAGUACUUCCAGGCAGCGCGCACGAAGACAUACCCCCCGAGAGUGAUGGCCGGGAGGGCGAGGCGGGUGCCUGAACGGCUGGGCGCGUUUGCCGGGGAGGCAGAGGUGGAGGAUGCCCUGGAGCUGGGAGAGGAGGGCCUGGAGGAGGAGGCGGAGUAUGCACGUCCGCGCAAGGUCCUGCGGCGCGGCGGCGCGGGCUGGGCCAGGCCUGCCGUCACCGCAGACGACGUCAGCUGCCUGCUGGCAGGCGCCCCCGCGCUGGUGGACCAGCUGCUGGAGGAGUGCAGCAUCCGCAGCGUGACGCUGGUGGCGCGGGACGCGGUCAACCUGUCGCUGGCAGCCGGGGGCAAGGUGGAGCUGAGCCCUGUGUGGGCUGCCCUGGCGCAGCGCCUCAGGAAAAAAGCGGCAGCCAAGGCGGCAGCAGGCUCGCUAGCUGCGGAGGCCGACGCUCCUGGCUCGCCACACGAGGCUUCCGGCAGCAGCGCGGCAACCGGCACGCGCCCGCCGGCCAAGAGGCGGUGCAGCGGCCGGAAGCCCGCCAAGCAGCCGCCAAAGCCGCCCACUGACCUGGAGAUUGUGCAGGCGGCUGUGGCUGCCGACCCAGCCAGGAAGAACGAAGUCAAGAAGGCUGAUGCGCAGCACCUGUUCCAGCUGUCCAACAAGAACCUGCAGGGGGUGAAGACGUACAGGGGCAGGUGGGGCGCCACCUACAUUCUCGAGAUGGAUGCGCGCUCCGCGGCACACAAGAAGCACGGCGACGAGGCGCAGAUGCAGGCCCGGAAGCUGGCCGCGGCGGCCCGCUGCGAGCAGGCGCGCAAGACGCACGAGGAGCGGCAGGCGGAGCUGAGGCGGCGGCGUGAGGAGGAGCUGGCGUUCAGGCUGGCCGAGAACCGCCUGCCCGCCAACGCCGCCUCAGAGGACGGCCUGCCUGAGUACUGGCACCUACUGGCCUGGCUGAAUUAUGGCCACCGCAACCUGACUGAGGUACUGGAUCCAAUGAUUAAGGCCUACAGGGACAGCCUGGCGCGCCAGCAGCGGCAGGCUGCGCUGGACGAAGGGCUGGCGCAGGAGGGCAUGUCUUUCUUCAAGCGCGACUGGCGGUACCGCGCUUUCCUCGCGCAUGGCAUCGUGGAGGAGGUGGAGUCGGUCCUGGUGGUGGCGCGGCGGCAGCAGGAGGCGCGCCGCCAGGAGCUGUUCCGAGUGCUGGAUCUGGAGGAGAGGCUGGAUGCCGCCUGCCUGUCGUGCCUCUACACCGCCACCGGCCCGCAGUUCCGGGAGUGGGUGGCCACAGGGGAGGGCGACAUUGAUGGGCAGGUGGCGGAGCUGGGCGCUCAGCUGAAGCGCCAGACCCAGCUGCUCGGGCUGCUGGACCUCAACGGCUUGAUGCACCGCCGCAGCGCCGGCCGCUGCAAGCUCUUCAUCCAGGGUGGCGGACCGCACGGCGGCGCCGACGACGUGGUCAAGGGCCUGCUGCGCAGCCUCAGCAAGCAGCACUCGCGCUGCAGGCAGCUGCAGGACAGGCGCGCCGCGGGCUGCCGUGAUGCCUGCCGGCGCCGCUGCCGUUGGGGCUGGGUUGGAACUCCAGCCUGCUUGCGGCACAGCCAGAUGGGCGCUCGCAGGCUGCCUUCAGCAGCUGUGUUUGGCCCUGCGGCACCAGGCACCCCACAUUAG
Molecule: messenger RNA, 3667 nt
Organism: Chlorella variabilis
Lineage: Eukaryota; Viridiplantae; Chlorophyta; Trebouxiophyceae; Chlorellales; Chlorellaceae
Exons: 16
Coding region: 113-3667 (1184 amino acids)
Biological process (GO): malate transport
Source: RefSeq, a predicted model, not a curated record